Messenger RNA from Alternaria metachromatica, 1176 nucleotides. RefSeq lists its product as uncharacterized. The transcript is spliced from 3 exons. NCBI's taxonomy places the organism in Eukaryota, Fungi, Ascomycota, Dothideomycetes, Pleosporales, Pleosporaceae. The record is from RefSeq and is a predicted model, not a curated record. The coding region runs from base 1 to 1176 and encodes 391 amino acids.
AUGGGGAGACUUCUCCUUACUUCGAGCCAGGUUUCUGUCAUCCUGUCGGCAGCCAUUGUUCUUCUCUUCACACUCGCCCUCUUCCUUUCCGGCUGGGUAUUACAGCAACGAUACGUGCAUUCUCUACAAGCCGCCAUAAAGCCCCGAUUACCCAAGCCUCUGCCCCCGCCCAAGCCGAUAGAACCUCCGACAUUGGACGUAAAAUGGGCAAGACCGAUGGGCGGCCGUCCGGAGGUGGACGAGACAUAUGCGCAGUAUAUUGCGGGGCAGACGAUGGACUGGAGCCGCCUGGGCUAUGUGCAGGUGGUGAGAGAGCAUGUGGAGCUUUGCAGUGCCGUGAUGCUGCUGUCUGAUCUACACAAGAUGAAGAGCCCGGCCAAAAGGAUACUGAUGUUCCCCAAACUGUGGCUGGUAGAAUCUGAAGACGACAAAUACGGCCCGCAAAUGUCGACUACACGGCGACUGCUGCGAACGGCGGCGAGGCGGUAUGGCGUCACUUUGAUGCCCAUGGAGCCUAUUGUGGAAGGCGCAGACGACACACUGCCCUCUUCCUACUCACUAGCAAGCCUGUACUCACUGGUAGACUACGAGCGGCUACUCUACCUCCAAGGUCCGGGCGUGCUGCUCGACGCAUCGGCCUUGGACUCACUGCUGGCUUUCUCCAAGUCAGAGCCCAUGGCAGCUUACCCCGCCACGCCAGAACGAACCGACAUGUCGACAUCACUCCUGAUGAUACACCCGUCACAACAGAGCUACAACCAGCUGAGGACACUGCGCACGACGAAUCCGACGUCGGACCUCAACAUGUUCCGCAAGACAUUCACGGUGCCGGACUCAUUGAUCUCGGAGUGGUCGCUGUCCAUGGGCAACGUGGUCUACGAAUCGCAGAACCUGCGCAAUGUCGUGGACGACUUCAACGCGACGGCGUUCGAACAGGCGACGACGUUCGUGAGGCUGUCGGAUCCCGAAAUACCAGGACCGGAGUACGACAUUCCUUUUUCUGAACGCGCCAAGCUGCGGCCUCAGAACGCACAGGCGCAAGAGGCGUGGAGCAAGCUGUACGAGAGGUUCCGGCAACGGCGCAUGGAAGUGUGCGGCCUUGACCUGGAGACGUACCAGCCGAUCGUGGUGUCUGGUGGGGCCGAUGAAACCCAUGCGGUGGCUGAUGAGCUGUGA